Messenger RNA from Pediculus humanus corporis (human body louse), 207 nucleotides. RefSeq lists its product as uncharacterized. Lineage: Eukaryota; Metazoa; Arthropoda; Insecta; Psocodea; Pediculidae. The transcript has a single exon. The record is from RefSeq and is a predicted model, not a curated record. The coding region runs from base 1 to 207 and encodes 68 amino acids.
AUGUUAUGUAUUUCCAUUAUCGGAACUGUAACGGCUUUGAUUUUUGGCGGUAUUUGUGGAGGCAUUGUUGGAGGGUAUAUUGGUAUCGCAAUAUCAUAUCUUAAUAACGAACUCGAUAGAGUCGAAGAUAAUGUUAAAUUUUACGCAUUUGAAUGUUUCAUUUUUGGUGCAUUAGUAAACGCCCUCAUCAUUUUUGUCUUCUGCUAA